UAAUUCACUUUUCAGGCUGUAGAUUUACCAGGUCUUGUAGUAAUAGGAACUAUGUUUAUAGUAUAUACAUAUACAAUACAAUACUUGUGUCUCCAAUGUGAAUUCUUCUUCAGAGAAAUAAAAGUAGUUAAAAGUUUAUCAAUUACUCUAAUGUCGAUACAUCAGAAUGGGCCAAUGCGAGAAAAGGCUAAGAAGAUGUACAAGAUACUAGAGGAAACUCCACCGAGGUUAAUAAUUUACGACAUGUGGCAUAUGGAUGCGAAACUUUCACUAAAAAUUAUAUAUUUAUUUAGUGGGCUAUUUGUAACAAUACUGCAGUUUGCGUAUCUGUGAAUUAAGCAUACGGGAUUAUAGCAUUAAAAUUAUAUUUAAAAAAUACAAAACUUUAUUUACACCUACCUAAUCAUAAUAAGUGCUGUAGAAUAAACCAGCUCUGAAGAGCAGUAUAUAUCCUGAACUUCAAUAAAUUAGUCUAUGUUUUUCACAGACCAUGUUUGUGAUGAUUCUUUUAGGGUUGCGUCAAUGGAAUUAAAUUAAGUCUUUAUUGCUUUUCCCAUAAUAAGUACAGCUAGGUAAUGGGACUAAAAUAUAUAUAAAUAAUACUUCUACGACUUUCAUACUAGUUGGGGUAGUCAGAGGCACUGUCAACUGAUCGAUGACUGCAUUGAACUAUUGAAAGAUAACUUUGAAAGAUUUUAACAUAGUGGCAGUAAACUAUA
Achroia grisella is the source of this 719-nucleotide messenger RNA. RefSeq lists its product as uncharacterized. The transcript is spliced from 2 exons. NCBI's taxonomy places the organism in Eukaryota, Metazoa, Arthropoda, Insecta, Lepidoptera, Pyralidae. Bases 52 to 333 code for a protein of 93 amino acids. The record is from RefSeq and is a predicted model, not a curated record.